AUGUCCGAUGGGAGCAAGCCAUCGUAUCUGAAGGACGAGUUGUCCAGACGGACCACAAUUCUCGGUCUCCGUUUAUGGGUUCUGCUCGGAUUAUGCGUCUGCGCCGCCAUUGUCGGCUUCCUCGUCCUAAUCUGUCUCUGGUUCACCUCGAGAAGGAACAAGACAACUUCGUCACUGCUAAAAUUACCCCAAAAGAGCACCUCCAUCCCUAAAGUCUCUCGAGAAAUACAGGAAAUUCGGUCCGACCCGGACCGAGUCUCUGAGACCAACCCGAAGCUCUUGCUCCCCGCGCCUGGGCCGGUUCAGGACCCGGAACCAGACCCGAAGGAGGACAACCGAAUCCACAUCGAGGUUGGAAAGGGCCACCGGAUUGCCUACCCGGAGAAGUCGGGUUCGGGUUCUGGCGAGGCGGGUUCUGCUGUUUCUGGGCCGGAGGUCUCGCAUUUGGGGUGGGGCCACUGGUACACGCUGAGGGAGCUUGAGGAGGCCACCAAUGGUUUUUCGGAUGAGAAUGUGAUUGGUGAAGGAGGGUAUGGGAUUGUUUACCAUGGCGUUUUGGAGGAUAAGGCUGUUGUGGCUGUCAAGAAUCUGCUCAACAACAAGGGUCAAGCCGAGAGAGAGUUUAAGGUUGAGGUUGAAGCCAUUGGACGUGUACGCCACAAGAAUUUGGUGAGAUUGCUCGGAUAUUGUGCCGAAGGUGCUCAAAGGAUGCUUGUGUACGAGUAUGUCGACAAUGGGAACCUCGAGCAAUGGCUUCAUGGAGAUGUUGGCCCCCAAAGCCCUCUGACGUGGGACAUACGUAUGCGAAUCAUUCUUGGAACUGCAAAGGGGUUAACUUACCUACACGAGGGCCUCGAACCUAAGGUCGUUCACCGUGACAUUAAAUCGAGCAACAUUUUGUUAGACAAACAGUGGAAUGCAAAGGUCUCCGACUUUGGUCUUGCAAAGUUGAUUGGUUCCGAGAGGAGUUACAUUACUACACGAGUUAUGGGAACAUUUGGUUAUGUGGCCCCAGAGUACGCAAGCACGGGCAUGCUGAAUGAGAGAAGUGAUGUGUAUAGUUUUGGCAUUCUUAUAAUGGAAAUCAUUACCGGGAGGAACCCAGUGGAUUAUAGCCGUCCCCCAGGGGAGGUGAACCUGGUCGAUUGGCUCAAAACAAUGGUUUCUAAUAGGAAUGCUGAGGGAGUUUUAGAUCCCAAGUUACCUGAGAUGCCUUUGUCGAGAGCACUCAAACGUACCCUCUUAGUGGCUUUACGUUGUGUGGACCCAAAUGCUCAGAAAAGGCCCAAGAUGGGGCAAGUCGUGCAUAUGCUCGAGGCCGAUGAUUUUCCAUUCCGUGAUGAUCGUGGGGUUAGGCGUGAAAACGGGCGAACUCAUCACGUUGGAACAAAAGAGAAGGUGUUCAAGAAUCAUAUAGCUGAAUCGGGAGAUAGCAGUGGAUACGAAAGCACCGACAGAUUUUCACUCAAAAGGUAA
This is a messenger RNA of Striga hermonthica, 1476 nucleotides long. Lineage: Eukaryota; Viridiplantae; Streptophyta; Magnoliopsida; Lamiales; Orobanchaceae. The record is from the annotation of a GenBank genome assembly.